AUGGGGGUGGAGAGUGUGGGAUUUGCAGGACCUGCCGGUGGUCGAGAAAUUCCUGUAAGAGUUGGUGUUGUAGUCUUGAGGCUGAAGGCAGUCUGGAGGCAGAAAUUUCUCUUCCUUGGGGGACCCGAGUCUGCUUGUAAGGACUGCAACUGUUUGGAUGAGACUUACCCACAUCAGGGAAAUGUUGCAGCCCUAACCCCCAAUGUGGUGACAUUUGGAGAUGGGGCCUUUGGGUUUUGGCAAAAGAGGGCUACCACCCUGGCAAUGCUGCAGAAGGAUGAUGCAGCUUUCACAACAGAGAAGAGGACAUGUAUUUGGCUUUACUUCUCAGUAAGGGAAGCAAAAAAAUUUGUGAGUGAAAAUGAAGGAGCCCUUGGGAAAGGAAAAGGAAAGCGGUGGUUUGCAUUUAAGAUGAUGAUGGCUAAGAAAUGGGCGAAAUUUCUUCGUGAUUUUGAAAACUUCAAAGCUGCUUGUGUCCCGUGGGAAAACAAAAUCAAAGCAAUUGAAAGUCAGUUUGGCUCAUCGGUGGCCUCAUACUUCCUCUUCUUGAGAUGGAUGUAUGGAGUAAAUAUGGUUCUCUUUAUCUUGACAUUCAGCCUCAUCAUGUUGCCAGAGUACCUCUGGGGUUUGCCAUAUGGCAGUUUACCUAGGAAAACAGUUCCCAGAGCUGAAGAGGCAUCUGCGGCAAACUUCGGUGUGUUGUACGACUUCAACGGCUUGGCGCAAUAUUCCAUCCUCUUUUAUGGCUAUUAUGACAAUAAACGAACAAUUGGAUGGAUGAAUUUCAGGCUGCCGCUCUCCUAUUUUCUGGUGGGGAUCAUGAGCAUUGGAUACAGCUUUCUGGUUGUCCUUAAAGCGAUGACCAAAAAUAUCGGGGACGAUGGGGGUGGUGAUGACAACACCUUCAACUUCAGCUGGAAGGUAUUCACCAGCUGGGACUACCUGAUUGGCAAUCCAGAAACAGCAGACAACAAAUUCAAUUCCAUCACCAUGAACUUUAAGGAAGCUAUCAUAGAGGAGAGAGCAGCCCAAGUAGAAGAAAACGUCCACUUGAUCAGAUUCCUGAGGUUUCUUGCUAACUUCUUCGUGUUUCUAACACUUGGAGGGAGUGGAUACCUCAUCUUUUGGGCUGUGAAGCGAUCCCAGGAAUUUGCACAGCAAGAUCCUGACACCCUUGGGUGGUGGGAAAAGAAUGAAAUGAACAUGGUCAUGUCCCUCCUGGGGAUGUUCUGUCCAACCCUGUUUGACUUAUUUGCUGAACUGGAAGACUACCAUCCUCUAAUUGCUCUGAAAUGGCUACUGGGACGCAUUUUUGCUCUACUCUUAGGCAACUUGUACGUAUUUAUUCUUGCGUUGAUGGAUGAGAUUAACAACAAGAUUGAAGAAGAGAAGCUGGUAAAGGCCAAUAUUACCCUCUGGGAAGCCAACAUGAUCAAGGCCUAUAAUGCAUCACUCUCUGGAAAUAGCACUGGACCACCUUUUUUCGUGCACCCUGCAGAUGUACCUCGAGGACCCUGCUGGGAAACAAUGGUGGGACAGGAAUUUGUGCGGCUGACCGUUUCUGAUGUUCUGACCACUUAUGUCACAAUCCUCGUUGGGGACUUUCUCAGGGCAUGUUUUGUGAGGUUUUGCAAUUACUGUUGGUGCUGGGAUUUGGAAUAUGGAUAUCCUUCAUACACUGAAUUUGACAUCAGCGGCAAUGUCCUCGCUCUGAUCUUCAACCAAGGCAUGAUCUGGAUGGGCUCCUUCUUCGCCCCCAGCCUCCCAGGCAUCAAUAUCCUUCGACUCCACACAUCCAUGUACUUCCAGUGCUGGGCCGUGAUGUGUUGCAACGUUCCCGAGGCCAGGGUCUUCAAAGCUUCCAGAUCGAAUAAUUUCUACCUGGGCAUGCUAUUGCUCAUUCUCUUCCUGUCCACCAUGCCUGUCCUGUACAUGAUCGUAUCCCUCCCGCCAUCUUUUGAUUGUGGCCCCUUCAGUGGCAAAAAUAGGAUGUUCGAAGUCAUUGGAGAAACACUGGAGCAUGAUUUCCCAAGCUGGAUGGCAAAGAUCUUGAGACAGCUCUCUAACCCCGGACUGGUUAUUGCUGUCGUUUUGGUUAUGGCUUUGACCAUCUAUUAUCUCAAUGCUACUGCCAAGGGCCAGAAGGCAGCAAAUCUGGAUCUAAAGAAGAAGAUGAAACAGCAAGCUUUGGAGAACAAAAUGCGCAACAAGAAAAUGGCAGCUGCCCGAGCAGCUGCAGCUGCUGGUGGCCAGUAGCGUUCCCAGGUAUGCUGGGGGCCCAGAAGGACUCUUCACCUUGCUGUUCAAAACCAGCCACUUCUGAAAAGGGCAAGAACACAAGCAUUGUGAAGUUGCCGUUCCCCUCUUCUAACCCUGAUGUAUUGUCAAGGUCAUGCUGGUCAAUCCAGGCGUCACCAGUCUUAGUUCAGCAAGAAGGAUCUCCACCUUGUUCCAAACUCAGGGAUUUGUUCCUCCACCACCAACUUUUCCCCUGACUUAUUUCCCUGGCUUUUCUUCUAACUAAUGGAAUUUAAAAGUGGAUGUGAUUCAACAAUACAGGUUACUGGUUUACCUGUUGCAUUAAUUAAAAAAAACUUUGGG
Molecule: messenger RNA, 2601 nt
Organism: Panthera uncia (snow leopard)
Lineage: Eukaryota; Metazoa; Chordata; Mammalia; Carnivora; Felidae
Gene: TMC1
Product: transmembrane channel like 1
Exons: 19
Coding region: 1-2256 (751 amino acids)
Biological process (GO): detection of mechanical stimulus involved in sensory perception of sound; vestibular reflex
Cellular component (GO): plasma membrane
Molecular function (GO): mechanosensitive monoatomic ion channel activity
Source: RefSeq, a predicted model, not a curated record